Rubroshorea leprosula is the source of this 2499-nucleotide messenger RNA. The record is from the annotation of a GenBank genome assembly. NCBI's taxonomy places the organism in Eukaryota, Viridiplantae, Streptophyta, Magnoliopsida, Malvales, Dipterocarpaceae.
UAAUUGGAACUUAUCUCAAGCUUUGCUUUUAUUCCUUCUCUAGCUAGCCUAAUUAUUACUGAUUUAAGUAUCAGAGUAUCUAUCCAAAAACCAACCUUGGGGCUUUGCAGGUCAAUCCAAAGAGAAAACUUGGACAAAAGGGAGCUUUAGAGUUCCUUGUAAUUGCAUUUGGCGCCAUCUGUGGGAAUCUAAGCUAAAAGCUUUGUUUGUAUAGUCACUUCAACAUGGUUCACUCACGUUCAACUCAGCACAGAAGUCCACCUCAAGGUCAUGGGAGAGGUCAGCUACCCAAUGUGAAUCCUGCACCUCUUAUGACACCAAAUCAUAAAGUCCAUGAGCAACACGUGGAAGAAGCAAGGGAGAAUCAACAACAGCACUUGGUUGUAGCCCCAAAUGAUGCCAUAGCUACUCAACUCAACAUCAUGCAACAACAACUUAGUGUGUUUAAGCUUGUGCUUGCACAAUUGUUAGCUAGAGAUAACCUUGGAGACCCCCUUAUCAAUCUGUUAAAUCUAACCCAUCAAGCGGUUGACCUCCAACCCCAACAGCAGAAUGCCAACUCCCAGGUUCAAAAUGCAACUCCAUCCCAUAGUGAGUCACAAAACCAGUCCCACAAAGCUCCACAGCCAUCGAAUCCACCUCAAUUGAUCACUUUAGAUGUUUCCAAGAGGUUGGAUAACUUCGAAAAGAUGAUGGCUGAGCACCAAGGUGUGUUACCACCUCAACCGAGUGGGACCUCGAUGCCCACCCCACUAAACACCAAUAUCAUCCAAGAGCCAUACCCACCUGAAUUUAAAAUGCCUCAGUUCGAGACGUAUGAUGGAACCAAAGAUCCUGAUGAUCAUUUGCACGCAUUUUACACUACCAUGCAGACUCAAAAUGCCUCAGAUGCAUUGAUGUGCAAAAUAUUCCCAUCUACACUACGUGGUAAUGCCAGGAUUUGGUACUACAGUCUACGACCAAACUCAAUUAGCUCAUAUGCUGAAAUGGCAGUGGCCUUUGCCACCAAGUUCUCCAGUCGAAGGUUGAUCAAAGAGACAACCCUUGAACUUAUGCAAGUUGUCCAAUGGGAAGGCCUCAGCCAUGAACAAUUCCGAGAUAACUUGAUCAAGCAUCCGCCUGCUACCUUUGAUGAGGUCAACAAGAGGUCUCAAAAGUUCAUCACAACAGAGGAAAAUGCUUUGUCUCGUAAACCAACACCUAGUAGGGAAAGCCGAAGUCCAACAUGGAGGGAAGAGAUACAAAGAAGGAAGAAGUUGAAAAUUGUGCAAAACCAAGAUCCAAUUCCUAUCUCCAAAGCUAAUAAACCCAACUCUAGUACCUUACAGGCUCCAGCAAAACAAUUCACCUGGACUUCAUUCACACUACCAAGGUCACAGAUCCUAAGGCAAAUAAAAAAUAAAAUGGAGUUGAAAAGACCAGCGCGAAUGCGGGCCUCGGCUUCCUCCAGAAACCAGAAUAGAUAUUGUGACUUUCACGAGGACCACGGCCACACCACAGAGCAGUGCAGUAAUUUGGAAUCUGAGCUUGAAAGGUUAGCUUGCAAAGGAAUGUUGGAUGAGUACAUUUUAAAAGAUGUGAAUUUCAACAACGGCUGCAACUCAUCCCCAUUUGUUGGAAGAAUCCAGCGGCAUAUUAUUGCAUUUGGUUCGAUGGCUACUUCUUUAGUUUUUGGUACUGGGUUUGAAGAAUUUGAAAGAAGACAAACUAUUGAUGAGAUUGAUAAUGAUGAAUGUGUAGUCAUAGAAAGGGUGGAAGAGUUUGAGGAUGAGACAUUUUGUAAUGAGGAUAUAACAGAAGGAGAUAUUGAUGUAAGUCAUGCUAAUGAAGGAAAACCUCAUAUUAUGAUGGAAUUUUCAACAGAUAAUAGUGCUUUUGGUUUUUACAAUGAAUAUGCUAAAAGGAUGAGCUUUAGCAUCCAGAAGGAAUCAGCCAAGAGACCGAAGCCAGAUAAAUUAAUUAAUCGAAGAUAUUUUGUUUGCUACAAAGCAGUUUACAAACGAAAGCCCAAGAGUGACACUGUCAAGAAUCGUGCUUGUCAAAAUCAAGACGAUUGUCAAGCUCGGAUGGCUAUUCAUCUAAAGAAUGGAGGAUGGAUCAUCAAGCAAUUCUUUGAUGAUCAUAACCAUGAGAUGUUUUCCUUUCCAAAUAAAUCAAGAAAAUUGUCGUCCCACAAUAAGCAGCAUCUCCAACCAUGUGCAACAACAUUAAUGGAUCAAUAUAGCAAUGCAAGAUGUGGUCCAACAAAAAUUGCAUAGCUUUUGAAUGCAACAGGGUUUGGCAACUCAUACAUUACACCUGACUAGUGCCAAUAACACUUGAGAAAGAAAAGAGAGAGUAAUAUUGGUCUUGAAUGUAUGGCCAUUGUGCAACAAUUUCUAAACAUGACCUCUUUGGAUGAUAAAUUCUAUUACUCCAUUGAGAUAGCUGAAGAUGGUGUUUGUAGGAGUAUUUUUUGGGUAGACAGGAGAGCAAAGGCAAUGAACGAACACUUUGGGA